AUGUCGCUGCUGCUUGUGCUUUGUUCACCGACAGUCACAUUGACAUAUGUUACCUUACAUACUGAUCGUGUGUGGUGGCGAGUUUAUAGUGACUUCUUCAGAACAAAUGGUUCCAGUCGAAUAACAUCUUCUAGACGUCGAAGUUGCUCGCAACUACGCAUCCAAGUUAUGACCGGCUACGAUGUGCCGGGAUGUUUUUUUCCAUAGACACUGCUUCAUUGUGUUGUUGAUGAUUUAGUUGUUGUCUCCUUGAUCUGUGAUUAGUUUUAAUAUCAGCCUUCAUUUUGAUGUAGCUUACCAGCUGUUUAGAGGCUCAGGUGAACCUCGCUACAUUGUACUGUCC
Messenger RNA from Cylicocyclus nassatus, 343 nucleotides. The record is from the annotation of a GenBank genome assembly. NCBI's taxonomy places the organism in Eukaryota, Metazoa, Nematoda, Chromadorea, Rhabditida, Strongylidae.